UAAUAAAAUUUGAAGGACAAUUCGAUAUUUCCAAACUUCUCACGCGGAACCCCCAAAACCCUCGCCGCUCGCUCCGCCUUCCCCGUCCCGUUUCGAGAUCUAAACUGUAGUCCACUCGCUUUGACCGCCAUGAUCGUCGCCGCCGCCCGUAGGUCGCUCAUGCGCUCGUCUUCCCUGCGGAGCGCCGCCGCAGCUAGAAUCGGAGCCUCGCGCGCUUCUCUACGCUCGCCUCCGAUGUUGAGGCCUGCCGCCACUCCCUCCCGUAUCUUAAGGUCUCCAGUUGAGACGAUCUUCUGUGUGGAGUCCCUGCUGCCGAUGCACAGUGCCACGGCGUCGGCACUGAUGACAUCAAUGCUCGCCGUUUCGCGCAGGGGUUAUGGGUGGCUUUCUGAAGAUGGAUGAGUGGUAGAUUUUCGAGGACACUGCACUGAUCAUGGAGCCACAGAUUUCUUGAUAAUGAAAAGUUUUCUGGAAGCAAUUUACUGUAGGUAUAGCUGCUGGAGACCAGUGGAUGGUACAAAUAAAACCAUGCUUGUUGAGACUAUUGGUUUCUGUUGCCCAUUUCUUUCUUAUUUCUCGAAACAGAAAUGUAGAUUGUUUUCUUAAACAGUUGAGACAUCACCGGCAUGGAUUAGCUGGCUGUCUGCGUUAAGCUUAUGAUGGGCUACUACUGUACUGUCUCGAGCAAAGUGAGAAAUGCACACCUGUUUCAUGGUUGAAGCAAAAGUAGUAAGAGGCCCAACUGCUCUUUUGCU
Molecule: messenger RNA, 755 nt
Organism: Musa acuminata AAA Group (dessert banana)
Lineage: Eukaryota; Viridiplantae; Streptophyta; Magnoliopsida; Zingiberales; Musaceae
Product: protein NUCLEAR FUSION DEFECTIVE 6, mitochondrial-like
Exons: 3
Coding region: 130-402 (90 amino acids)
Cellular component (GO): mitochondrion
Source: RefSeq, a predicted model, not a curated record